UCCAAGAAAACGGAUUGAUGGAUAACAACAAUGGGAGUCCUCCUCAAGGUGGAGAGCCUGCAAUGGAUGCAGGAGAUUGGAGGUGCCAAUUGCAGGUGGAUUCGCGGCAAAGAAUUGUCAUUAAGAUAAUGGAUACAUUGAAGAGGCAUCUUCCUUACUCCAGUGAAGAUGAACUCAAGAAAAUUGCUGUUACGUUUGAGGAAAAGAUUUAUGUGGCUGCCACAAGUCAGUCAGAUUAUCUACGGACAAUAUCUCUAAAGAUGCUCACUAUGGAGACCAAGUCUCAGAACAGAAUGGCCAAUUCUUUACAAUCCAACUGUGCUGGGUCUUCUGGUAUACAACUCCCAUCAGAGAACAUUCAGAAUAACAUUCCACCUGCUGGAAUUCAAAGUUCUACUGGCUUGCCAUCCGUGCUACCCCAUGACUCUGGGCCACAACAGCAAACAUUGCCCCCACAGCAUCAACAGCAACAAUUUAUAGGUCUGAUGGAUAACAACAAUGGGAUUCAUCCUCAAGGUGGAGAGCCUGCAAUGGAUGCAGGAGAUUGGAGGAGCCAAUUGCAGGUGGAUUCGCGGCAAAGAAUUGUCAAUAAGAUGGUGGAUACAUUGAAGAGGCAUCUUCCUUUCUCCGGUCAAGAGGGAUUGGAUGAACUCAAGAAAAUUGCUGUUAGAUUUGAGGAAAAGAUUUAUGUUGCUGCCACAAGUCAGUCAGAUUAUCUACGGAAAAUUUCUCUAAAGAUGCUCAAUAUGGACACCAAGUCUCAGAACACAAUGGCCAAGUCUUUACAAUCCAACUCUGCUGUAGGGUCUUCUGGUAUGCAACCCCAAGUCACCAAUCAAGGACAACUCUUAUCAGAGAACAUUCAAAGUAACAUUCCACCUCCUGGAGUUCAAAAUUCUGCUGGCUUAUCAUCUGCACUACCUCCUACCUCCGUGCCACAACAGCAAAUAUUGCCCCCACAGCAUCAACCGCAACAAUUAAUAGCAUCUUUGGAUUCCACAGCCCAGACUGGGAAUACAAAUGGAGCUGAUUGGAAAGAGGAGGUCUAUCAAAAGUAUCAAAAGAAGAUGCAGAAGUUGUAUAUAUUUCAACAUGAUGUACAACGACAGAAAGAGCAGCAGCAGCAGCUGCCUGGACAAUUGCAGCCCGAGCUACACCAAAUCAGUGUUGUUAACGACGUCAAUACAAAUGCCUUGUCAUCAUCACAGAGUGGGAUUAACAUGUUGCAGGCAAACGUUAUUCCACCCAGUAUUCUUCAGAAACCACAAGUAUAUCAGAAUGAACUCCGAAUCCAGCUACUACAUCAGCGACAGAUGCAGCUGCAGUUGAUGGAGAAGCAGCAGAGAAUUCAGCAACAGCAACAGCAGCAAGCAAAGCAGCAGGUGCCUGGACUGUCACAGGCACACCAACUACCACAGCUUCACCAAAUCAGUGUUGUUAAAGACGUUAACGUGGAUGCCUCGUCAUCACCAACUGGGAGUAGUAUGCUGCAGGCAAACAUUGAUCCCCCUCACCCAAAUUCUAUUACUGUUGAUAACAAGCAUCUGAAGCAAGAUCAGGAGCAGAAAAUGUUUCAGAAUCAACUAAAGCAACCAUAUCAGAAGCAAUGGACGCAGAAGCAGCAGAUGCUUCAAGAAAUGCAACAGCUGCAGAUACAAAAACUACAACAGCAAGCAAAGCAGCAGCUGCAUCAUAUUUAUGUUAUAUAUCUCAUCUUUCUCACCAUUCUGUUGGGUGCCGCCUUUUUCGGGACUGGCUAUUGAUGGAUUCGGGCUUUGUUCUCCCCAACCGUACUAUCCAUUUGUGCUUACCAUGGACAGCUUUUUUAGCUGAACGUAAUUGUGAUAUUUCUUUUGAUGAAAUUUUAGUGUGAAUAAACACUCUACCUCAGCAUGCCUUCAUGGUCUCUAGCUUGCUGAACCCCUCUCGGGAUUGUUCACAAGAAAAUGCUGUACACUUAUUUUAUAUAGCUCUGAAAAGGUUUCGCUUUCUGGCCAUU
Molecule: messenger RNA, 1999 nt
Organism: Rosa chinensis
Lineage: Eukaryota; Viridiplantae; Streptophyta; Magnoliopsida; Rosales; Rosaceae
Product: mediator of RNA polymerase II transcription subunit 15a
Exons: 10
Coding region: 18-1763 (581 amino acids)
Biological process (GO): regulation of DNA-templated transcription
Molecular function (GO): chromatin DNA binding; transcription coactivator activity
Source: RefSeq, a predicted model, not a curated record